AUGAACAGAGCCGCUUGGAACGGUCACUUGGACAUCAUCCAGUGGCUGCACCCCAACCGCACGGAAGGUUGUACUACCGAAGCGAUGGACUGGGCCGCCAAGAAUGGUCACCUGCACGUCGUCCAAUGGCUGCAAAACCUAGCGCCCACCCCAGCGCCCGAACCCGAUCUCUCUCUCUGCUCUUCUAUCGAGGACACAGAAGAACGUUUUCGACGCGCGGGGGAGGCUCUGUCAGCUUGGCGCGACAAACUGGACACCAGGAAGCGCGAGGCAAGCGUGCGCGAUCGCCUCGAAGCCGAGAUCCGCCACGAGGAGGAGGCGCUCGCCGCGCACAACUGGAGGCUGAAGAGGAAGAGCUCGCCGCACGCCGCACGCCGCACGCCACACGCAUCUCUACGAGGACGUGCACAGGCAGUCAAGCGCCCCCUAGUGCCCGAUCUGCCUUGA
This is a messenger RNA of Phytophthora nicotianae INRA-310, 447 nucleotides long. RefSeq lists its product as hypothetical. Gene Ontology annotation, molecular function: protein binding. NCBI's taxonomy places the organism in Eukaryota, Oomycota, Peronosporomycetes, Peronosporales, Peronosporaceae. The transcript has a single exon. The record is from RefSeq and is a predicted model, not a curated record. The coding region runs from base 1 to 447 and encodes 148 amino acids.